AUGCGCUACUCUUUUCUUUCCCCAGCGCUAGCACUCGUCUUUGCCUCGUCCGUCUUUGCUGACGCCGACGCUGCCCCUUCUAACGUCCUCAGCCUUACCGCCGCUGACUUUGACGAUAUCGUCAACCCCGAGCCCCUCACUCUUGUAGAGUUCUUUGCUCCAUGGUGUGGACACUGCAAAGCUCUGGCUCCUCAUUAUGAAGAGGCUGCCACGGAACUUAAAGAGAAAAAUAUCAAGCUCGCCAAAGUCGACUGCGUGGACCAGGCUGAUCUCUGUCAAGCAAACGGUAUUGGUGGCUAUCCCACACUGCGAGUAUACAAAAACGGCCAAUACGCCGACUACAAUGGCCCUCGCAAGGCUGAUGGCAUCGUCGCCUACAUGAUCAAACAGUCCCUUCCCGCCGUCUCCACCGUCACUGCCGAAAACCACGUUGAAUUCCAGUCUGCCGACAAAGUUGUCGCUAUCGCCUAUGUCUCAGAUACAUCAGACUCUCUGGCCGUCGAGUUCGCCAAGACUGCAGACGCCCACCGCGAUGACUACCUCUUUGGCCAAUCCUCUGACCCACAAGUACUCGCCUCCCUCGGUGUAUCUGCCCCCGCCCUCUUCGUCUACCGCUCUUUUGACGCCCCCAGUGUCGAAUUCCCUUACCCAAUCGCCUCCGCCACAUCCAAAGACAUUGCAGAAUGGCUCGAAGAACUCGCCAUCCCCAUCAUCGACGAAGUCAACGGGGACAACUACGCCGUUUACGCUCAAAGCCAAAAACCCCUUGCAUACCUGUUCCUCGAUCCCUCCGACGAAGGAAAGGAUGCCAAACUCGCAGAAAUCAGACCAGUCGCUGAAAAGUUCAAGUCCAAGGUCAACUUCGUUUGGAUUGACGCUGUCAAGUUCGGUGACCACGCCAAGGCUCUUAACCUCCAAGAGGCUAAGUGGCCUAGCUUUGUUGUGCAAAACCUGAAGCAGCAGCUCAAGUACCCAUACGACCAGAGCAAGGAGGUCACCGCUGCUGCUGUUGAGGAAUGGGUCCAGCAGUACCUUGAGGACAAGCUUACUCCCGAACUUAAGAGCCAGCCUAUUCCCGAGUCUCAAGACGAGAGUGUCUUCACUCUCGUCGGAAAGCAGUUUGAUGAAGUCGUUUUUGAUGACAGCAAGGAUGUCUUCGUUGAAUUCUAUGCCACAUGGUGCGGACACUGCAAACGCCUCAAGCCCACUUGGGACAACCUCGGUGACCACUUUGCGGCUCAAAAGGACAAGAUCUUGAUGUAUGCCGUCUCUUACCCUCGUUUACCCCGACUGACUUUCUGCAGUGCCAAGAUGGAAGCGACCGAAAAUGACCUCCCCCCCUCGGUUCCCUUCCGUGUCCAAGGCUUCCCAACCCUCAAAUUCAAGCCCGCUGGUAGUCGCGAGUGGCUUGACUAUGAAGGUGACCGAGGUUUCGACAGCCUCGUAGCUUACGUUACCGAGCAUGCCAACAACAACUUGACCAAGGUUGUCGUUCCUGAGGAGGAGCCUGCUCAAGUACCCCUUGGAGACGCUUCCGAAAACAUGUUGACGACGACGCCAUCGGAGCAUGACGAGCUGUAAUGUAAUCUAUCUUGUAAAUGUAUAAGCC
Messenger RNA from Guyanagaster necrorhizus, 1609 nucleotides. Its product is annotated as protein disulfide isomerase. Lineage: Eukaryota; Fungi; Basidiomycota; Agaricomycetes; Agaricales; Physalacriaceae. Gene Ontology annotation, cellular component: endoplasmic reticulum. The transcript has 5 exons. Gene Ontology annotation, molecular function: protein disulfide isomerase activity. Gene Ontology annotation, biological process: response to endoplasmic reticulum stress; protein folding. The coding region runs from base 1 to 1581 and encodes 526 amino acids. The record is from RefSeq and is a predicted model, not a curated record.